GAAGCUGCAGAUAUAGGUAAAAAAUAGAGGAAGGAAAAGCAGAAUGGUUGUCCAGUUGCUUUCCCAUAUUACUCUGUUUACUCUGCUGUGGUGGUCUAUGAGUAAUCCAGUCCUAGCACAACCACCCAUAUCAAAGCCUAACUGUCAAUCGAAUUGCGGCGGCAUUGAAAUCCCAUAUCCUUUUGGAAUUGGAACAGGUUGUUACAUUAACGACGGCUGGUUCCAAAUAAUCUGUGACAACUCUACUGAAAAUCCGAAACCUUUCUUGAACCGUACCAAUCUGGAGGUGCUAGAAAUUUCAGUGGAGGAAGGCACAUUAAAGGUCAAAAACCCAAUCACCUUCUCUAAUUGCACCAACAAGCCAAACAGCGGCCAAACAGCCAAUUUGGAGGGAACCCCUUUUGCAUAUUCCCAGAAGAACAUAUUCACUGCAGUGGGUUGUGGUGUUAUGGCCACGAUCACCUCAAACUCAAAUGGCGACACCAUUUCAAGUGGAUGCAAGUCCGAAUGCAGCAUUUCGACAAAUAAUAGUAGCGGACAUAAUAGCUGCCAGACAGCCCUCCCUUCAUUUCUCUUUGACUUCAAUACCAGUUUCCAGAUUUUUGAAAAUCAAACACGGAGUUCAUGCAAUUACGCAUUCUUGGCCGACCGUGAUUGGUUUGCCAACAAUUCAAGAAACUUUUCUGCCAUCAGAGAUAUGGACAAUGUUCCGGUGGUGCUAGAAUGGAGCUUAUUUCACUCCUCAACCGAUGUGUAUGGAACCUUUUUGGAAGUAAAUGCAACGAUGAUCUCAUCCCGGCCUAUUUGUGACACCUACAAUGACAGCUAUUCCAUAAAUGAAUCCUUAAGGCUUAAAUGUUCCUGCGGAGGAGGCUAUGAAGGAAAUCCCUAUCUUCUUGAAGGAUGUCAAGACAUCAACGAAUGCGAGCUUCCCACCCGGUGUUUUGAACCCAACAUAUGUAUGAAUGUUAAUGGGGGUUAUGGAUGCUCCCCCCCACCGAAGAGCAACUCCUACAAUGACAGCUCUUCCAUAUAUGAAUCCUUAAGGCUUGAAUGUUAUUGCGAAUUCGGCUUCGAAGGAAAUCCCUAUCUUCUUGACGGAUGCCAAGACAUCAACGAAUGUGAGCUUCUCGACCACCACUGUUCUGAACCCUUCGUAUGUGUGAAUUCGGCUGGGGAUUACGGAUGCUACCCCCCACCGAAGAGCAACUCGAAGGUUAAAGUCAUCUUUAUAGGUAUCGGCAGCGGUCUUGGAUUCUUGUUUCUGCUCAUUGCUUCCUGGUGGUUGUCCAAAGUCAUAAAGAAAAGAAAAGCCAUUAAACGGAAGGCGAAGUUAUUUAAACAAAAUGGUGGUUUACUGCUGGAGCAACAAUUGUCUUCUGGUGAAGUAAAUGUUGAGAAGAUUAAGUUGUUCAAUUCAAAGGAGUUAGAGACAGCCACAGACCAUUUUAAUGUAGAUAGAAUUCUUGGCCAGGGAGGCCAAGGUACCGUUUACAAAGGAAUGUUGACGGAUGGAAGAAUUGUUGCUGUAAAGAAGUCUAAAGUAGUUGAUGGAGGUGAAGUUGCACAGUUCAUCAAUGAAAUUGUCAUUCUUUCACAAAUUAACCACAGGAAUGUGGUUAUGCUCCUGGGUUGCUGCUUGGAGACCGAAGUUCCUCUUUUGGUUUAUGAAUUCAUUCCCAAAGGGACUAUCUAUCAGUAUCUCCAUCAACAAAAUGAGGAGUUUCUACUUAAAUGGCAAAUGCGCUUAAGGAUUGCGGCAGAAGUUGCAGGAGCUCUUUCGUACUUACACUCAGCAGCGGGUUUUCCAAUUUACCACAGGGAUAUCAAGUCGACAAACAUACUCUUAGAUGAAAAGUACAGAGCAAAAGUUGCAGAUUUUGGGACUUCAAGAUCCGUUUCCAUUGAGCAAACACACCUUACCACAAUAGUACAUGGAACAUUCGGUUACUUGGACCCAGAGUACUUCCAAUCAAGUCAAUUUACAGAGAAGAGCGAUGUGUAUAGCUUUGGAGUUGUUCUUGCUGAGCUCUUGACCGGAGAAAAGCCGGUUUCUUUAGCGAGGUCACCAGAAGCCAGAGGCCUAGUUACAUAUUUCAAUUUUUCAAUGGAGGAGAACCGUCUGCUUGAUAUUGUUGAUGCUCGAGUAAAGGAGGAGGGUGUAACGGAAGACAUUAUGGCAGUUGCUACCCUUGCAAAGAGAUGUUUGGAGUUAAGUGGAAAGAGACGACCUACAAUGAAAGAAGUGGCAAUGGAAUUGGAGGCGAUUCAAAAAUCACUUAAGGGUUCUAAGCUGCAACAAAAUCAGGAAGAGGUUGAAUAUGUCCGAAACGAAGUAAUUUGUGACUGUCCUUGGGAUGUUGCUUCUGAAUCAACAGGAUCAGGUUUGGAUUGUGUUACUGCUUCAUCAAAAGAUUCAUUGCCACUAUUAUCUUACUAAUCACGAGGAACAAGAAUUCUCCAUGAAAUUGGUGCAUUACCAAUCUUCGAUUUUAGAGUCUAUUGGAAGAGUUCCUGGGACUGCAGCAUCUUUCAUGUUUUCAGGGAGGUUAACUUUGCUGCUGACUCUCUGGCUAAGAUGGGGCAUGAGAUGGAAUUGGG
Molecule: messenger RNA, 2601 nt
Organism: Prunus avium (sweet cherry)
Lineage: Eukaryota; Viridiplantae; Streptophyta; Magnoliopsida; Rosales; Rosaceae
Source: RefSeq, a predicted model, not a curated record